Messenger RNA from Rhopilema esculentum, 3506 nucleotides. Its product is annotated as coiled-coil domain-containing protein 170. Lineage: Eukaryota; Metazoa; Cnidaria; Scyphozoa; Rhizostomeae; Rhizostomatidae. The record is from RefSeq and is a predicted model, not a curated record.
UUUAGUUGUUCUUGCUUGGCAACAUAAACCAGUUAUGGUGAGUUGUUUUAGGUUGAAACAGAUCUGAAGAAGUUGACCCAAAAAUAACGUGUUCAAUAGCUGUUUAGUACUCGCAAGUGGUGAGAAUUACAUUGAAGAUCGGGAAUCAAUGGCCUAUUACGGUUUUGAUAAAGAAUACUUGCCGCGCAUUUCUGCAAACAGCCGUGGCUUUUCAGAAUCGCGGCCUAGGCAGUCUUUGCGCUUCGUUGACGAUUACGAGAAUUGGUCUGAUGGGGCCAUCAAAGACAAAUCUGGCAGAUCAAAGCAUGCUUCUUUCUCCUACUCAAAACGAAGACCUUUGUCGGCAGAUAGUAGCGUUUCAAGCUCGAUUUCUGGUUUAUCUUUGAAAGAUUCAAACGAGCCAGCAGAUGACAACUUCAAGCUGAACCUAUCUGACAUAUUGGAUUCAAAAAAAGAUAAUUCUAGUAGAUAUUCAUUCCAGAGGAAAAGUGAUUUGGAUAGCAUCUUGAAUACCUGGCCCCAUCCUCCAAAUUAUGGAGCUGCUUCAGAUGCCACCAAGCAGACAUCUGCUUUUGCAAAGUCUCUCACAGAAGGCAUUGGUUUGACCAAUCAAGAUUUAGAAAGCAACCAAAAAGAGAAACUACAAUCUCUUUUUCAAGAAAGAGAUACUCUGACACUACAGGUUAGUCAUUAUAGACAAGCAGCUGAAACUGCAGCAAGUGACCUUGCCGCAGAAAAGGUCAAAUCAGCAACAUGUCAAGAUGAGAUAAAAAAGGCAAAGGGCAAGAUUUCUGACUUGCAACAGAAAAUUAUGGAUUUAAAGUGUGAAAUUGAAAGUGGCAAACAGUUUCAAGCACGCAGCAGUGCUAUGAUUUCAUCCUUGCAAAACCGGGUGAAAGAUGCUGAGGAUUUUGCAGUUGAUAAAGAGAAUAAGAUGUCGCGAGUAGAUGUAACAGUAUUCUCUUUGAAAAAAGAACUCCAGCAGCAAGUAGAUGAAAAACAGAAGCUUGAAAUUUCCUUAAAACAUCAUUUGAAAGUUGAAGAAGAAAAGACAAAGAAAGCAGAGGAAUGGGAACGAAAACUGCGGGAAAUGUGUGCUCUACUGGCAAAUUUAUUGGGUAUUGAAGCACCUGGAGGUCUGGAAGCAAUAGACCUUAUUGUGUCAAGGGUAAAAGAAGCAGUAAGAGAUUUUGGUUCCUUGAAACAGAAGAUGACAUCAAUGACUCAUCAAUACCAAAACACUGAUCUUGAAGUCAAAGCAAGCAGGGAAACGAUAAUGAGGCUUGUGGCGGAUAUUGGAAAGGAACAGCAACUUUCUGGCGAAAGGCUAAAAGAAAUUGAAAAUUUGACUCGAGAGAGAGAUAUUGCUACACAAAAACAAAGGGAAACUGAACUUGAGUUGCAGCAAGUGAAAGACAACCUAAAGCAUAGCCAAGAAGCUUGGUCGAGUACAAGAGAAAGGCUUGCAGACCAAGAACUAAGAUUGCAUGAAUUUGACAAAGUUUUGGCCACAAAAGAAGACUCGUACCAUAAAGCCGAUAUCAAGUUGAAGCACUUCAAGAGACAGCUUGCUGAGAUCUUGAGUGAUGUCGAUGUAACAGUACGCGAAAAAGAAUCAGACAUUCUGCACAUGAUCCGCGCCAUACACAAGUCAUACAAAGAGAAGAAAUCUAAUGAGGAAAAGCUUCAGUCACGUGUAUCGGCUCUGGCUGGUGAGAUAUCAAAUCAAAGAAAUAUGCAGCACUCCACAAUCGCCAGGGCAACUCAAGCAGAAAACCAAUGGCAGGAUAUGAAUGAAAGAGUGAAGGCACUCGAGGGCGAGCUAAUUGCAGCGGAUGUUGAGAGAGAUCGAUUGAAAGAUGACAGAAAUAAGUUCUUGGCAUUUAUUGACAAGUUGUCACGUGCAAUGAAACUAGACGAAGUUGCGGUAGAAGCUGGGUUUGAUAUUUCUUCGGAUGCCAUUUUACUAAGGGCAGAACAACUCUCUAAAUCUGAGACCAAUUCUUUGCAAGACAGAACUUCGACUAUCUACUCCUUGCAAAGAAAAACGAAGACACUUAAGCAUCAGUUGGAAAGCAAAGAUUUUCAACUUUCACUAAGCAAGAAGAAAAUAAAUGAACUGGAAGAGAUAUUGAAAGACAGAGGAAGAAUUGAAAACGAAAGAGAUGACACGUCAAAUAAAAAUUCAAAAUUACAGAAAAGAUGUGAACGUCUACAAGAUGAGCUUUCUCGCAAUAAAGAUAUUGUGAUGCAGCUGAAGGCUAAAAUCAUGGAAUAUGGUGAACAGCAGAUAAAACUUGAAGAUCAAAAGAGGACUAUAGAAGACCUAGAGUCAGUCGUACAACGAUUGGCAAAAAGCAAACAGAAAACUGAUAAAAGACUUGCAGAGAAAAGGCAUGCUUUUGAGUCAAGCGAAAAAGAAACGAAGGAGGAAAUUCAGAAAACGAAUCUCAACUAUCAGCAACUGCUAAAUGAAUUGCAGGAAACAAGGAGCAGUUUGGAGGAAACACAAAGUAGAGAAAAACAGUUGAUAAAAUUCCGGCAUGCUCUCGCCAAACUAAUUGGUCUGGACAUUGAAGAGCUUUCAGUACCUGAUUACGAGAUUAUAUCGAAGCUUGAAAAAGUGGUGAGAGGCUAUGAAACCUAUACAAAUACUGUAAAAAGUCUGGAGACGACACUGAAUUCAAUGGAAAAGGAAUUCAAACAUGGUUAUAGUGACGUAAAAACACUGCUGCACUCAACGUAGCUGCAAAGCAUCAUUUCAUUUGACAGUUCAUGAAUCUGAUUAAAUAUUUUUAAAUUAUGAAUUUUUAUGCAAUACUUUUGGCAAGCAAAUUAAUAGGCAUUAGGCUGGUCAUGAAGUGUAGUCGAACGCAUACGGGGGCAUUAAGUGGUGUUUAGACUUCCAAAAUCAAAGUAACUGUGCCCAUCUUUAAAUUAGUUUCGAAUCUCUUAUUAUUAAUGUGGACGGAGAUAGACUAUUAGUGCGGUUGCGAAACAAUGUCCGCUGGUCCAUAUCUGACCCAAGAUACUCUCUGACUUGGGUCGUCGUCGGGGAAAGGGUAAAUUUUCGGAUCUAAAGAUAUACCUGAGAAUUGUUUUUUGGUAUACUUGAACAACACGUUAUCUUGGAAGGCUCUUGAGUUCGUUAACUGGAAAAUUAUCGUCUCUGAACUGUAAUACUGUCAAAUUGUCUACAGCUGUCAAAUUGCCCACUCAGUUUAGGCUAUCGAAAUUGAAGUCUAACGCCAUCAUUUGUCACCUUUUAUGCACCAACUGUAUAUUUUGACGCUCAAUGACAAAUUUUAGAAGUAUAACAGAGCAUGAAACUAUUUAAUUAGUUAAUAAAUUGAUAUUCAUAAACUUGAUCAUGUAUUAGGCUAGAUAUUAUAUCAAUCAAUCUAUUUAAAUGAUAUUUGUACAGUUUUGCAGUUUCACCUUAAUCAUUCUGUGAUGCUUGAUAUCAUAUUUUAUCACUUGUUGUAAAAAGCUUAUCACCAGUAGAU